AUGGCUAGCCACAGCAUUCAGACUCGCACUGAUGCCUACAAAUGUGUUAUUGCACUCAACAAUAUCGGAGUAUCGCUAAUGGAACGUGGAGCAUAUCUACAGGCCGCGCAAACCUUUAAGGAGGCCGUGGUUGCUCUGCAAUUGGCGAUGCGAGUGGGCCUUCCUCUAGACUUCGACGAACAACACGCCGUCAGCUUGGCCGCAAUUCAUGAAUCUGUCCGUUCCGCUUACCAACGAGUCGCAAAAUCCGUGCUUUCGUCUGUCGCUACAAGAACCGAAUGCUUGCAUGCCCCCGAAGUUUCGGUCAGAUCAAUUUCCAACGAUGAAUGGGAUCCUAUCGUAAUGAAGUCGAUUCUCGCUGACUCCGAGCAUUCUUUUUUUUCGAAUCCCCUGUGCAUUCGCAUUGAACCCUCCACAUGCGGAUUCGAGCAAGAGUUAGGCGACUGCGAGCUCAAUGCAGCUAUCUUAUUGCAAAAUUUUGGUGUCGCUCAAAUGUGCUUGCUAGCGACAACAUCAAUACGAGAAAAAACUUGCCGGUAUCAGAGUGGCGCCAUGAAACUCUUUCGAAUCGCCCAUACGAUCCUUUUGCAACACCGUGGUGUCAUCGAGCACAACGAGAAUGAUCAGUUGCACACCACUUUAAUGAUUACGUCCGCUACAACGCUCAAUAGCCUCGGCCAACUGCUCUUGCUCGGAAACCGCGAAGAAGAAGCCUCACAAGUUUCGGCCAAUCUGGCAGCUUUGGUGGAUUCCGUGACGGAAACCGAAAACCUUCUGGGCCACGAAUACUAUUUAAAAACCAGCCGCUCGGCAGCUGCAGCAUAG
Phaeodactylum tricornutum CCAP 1055/1 is the source of this 825-nucleotide messenger RNA. RefSeq lists its product with no specific name. Lineage: Eukaryota; Bacillariophyta; Bacillariophyceae; Surirellales; Neidiaceae. The transcript has a single exon. Bases 1 to 825 code for a protein of 274 amino acids. The record is from RefSeq and is a predicted model, not a curated record.